Messenger RNA from Linum tenue, 2834 nucleotides. Lineage: Eukaryota; Viridiplantae; Streptophyta; Magnoliopsida; Malpighiales; Linaceae. The record is from the annotation of a GenBank genome assembly.
CUUCCUCUUCCUUCUGCUUCUGACCUUCAACUUGUUCUUCUCUUCUCCUACUCUAUUCUUUCUUAAUCCUUCCCCUUCUCUUUUAAUCCUUCAAUUCUCUUCUCAGUUCAAGCAAUCCUUAACAUCAACUGCCGGAAUAGAUCCAUUCCUCCACCGGGGCAUUACACACAGAUAGUUUCCGCUUUUCCCACUAAAACUCCCACCGAGAGAAUUCGAAUAGACGAGUGAAAAACGAGCAUAUCGCAGUCCUCAAUGGAGAACGCUGACGUCUUCUUGGGCUUGCACGACUUCCUUGAACGGAUGAAGCAGCCGUCCGCCGCCGAUUUCGUUAAAUCCAUCAAAAGGUCUCUCUCCCUUUACCUCACACUACAAGUCUACAACCAUGGGGAAUGCGAACCUUUCCCGCGCUUCCGCUGAUUUACAACAUUUAUCUUUGAUGGUUUCAUUAUAGCUUCUGAAUUCACUUGCUAGUUCGGCGGUUGAGCUUUGUAAUUGUAAUGGAUAGUUUUCUUUGAAUCUGACUUCCAAAAUCCACCACAUUUCACCCCUUUCUGUGUGCCUUCCAAUAUGCCAGCUGAUGUUGACACAAAUUCCUUAGUUUACUUCGGCUGCCACUGAUGAGUAUAGAAGUCAAGUGUAUAACCAUUCACAUGACCCUAGAGGCACAGCGAAAAAGGAAAUGCUGUUGAAUCUUUGCAUCUUGGGCUGAAGUUCGAUGGAAUUCAAUAAGAAGAGAAUAUUAUGUUUGGUUUAUCUUUGGGUUUUUAGUGUUUUAACCCGACAGGAAGACUAGGAGGAGGUUCUCUAUAUGGCGUAGGCUUCCAGUUACUUGGUUCCCUUAUUAAGUAGUUAAUCAGGGUUAUUCGGAUAUCUUUUGUUAGUGAUUAGCUUUUCUUUGUUAUUGUUAUCAUCAGAGUGUUUCUGCAGCUCGAUAGAUGUUCUUUCAUUGCAGAUAUUCCCCAUCUGAACGCUACUUUCAUCAGUUCCCGGAUGGGUUAACUGUGAAGUGAGUGGCAAUCAAGUAAUAUUCCCUUUGCAUCAACUAGUCAUGGUGUCUCCUACGAUAUGUUUAGGUCAUAAAAUGUUCUGUAAGCGUAAAGUAUUACUUAGAUUAGUUUAUCAUAUCUCAUAGUAGCAAAAAUUAUGUUGCUAGAUGGACAAUAAAGGAAUUCGUCCAGAGGCAUGCUUGAUGAAUGAACCCAAAUGGCAUUGCAGUAAAACAGGAAUGCUCAUGCAACCACUGAUGCUGUUGUAAACCCGAAAAACAAGGACUUGGAUUAGGUCCUACCUUUAUUAAAAUCAGUGCUUCAUUGUUUCAUUUUCGAACAAUGCACCAGAUCCUGAAAGGGAUAGUGCUCUUGUGCAAGGGUUUUUUGGCCAAAUGGAGACUGCUUUCAGGGCUCAUCCACUUUGGGCAGGCUGUAAGGAGGAGGAGUUGGAGAGUGCCGGUGAAGGUCUCGAGAAGUACGUAAUGACAAAGUUAUUUACCCGUGUAUUUGCUUCACUUCCAGAUGAUGUAAAAGCUGAUGAGCAACUCUCUGAGAAGAUGUCUUUGAUUCAACACUUUGUUCGUCCUGAAAAUUUGGAUAUUAAGCCCUCGUUCGAGAAUGAAACAUCUUGGCUGCUUGCGCAGAAAGAACUACAGAAGAUCAAUAUGUGCAAGGCGCCAAGAGAUAAGCUUGUGUGCAUCCUCAACUGCUGCAAGGUCAUAAACCAUUUAUUGCUUAAUGCUUCUAUUGCUUCGAAUGAGAAUCCCCCUGGAGCUGAUGAAUUCCUUCCGGUUCUUAUUUAUGUUACAAUGAGGGCAAAUCCUCCACAGCUGCACUCAAAUUUGUUGUACAUACAGCGGUAUCGGCGUCAAUCCCGGUUGGUGGGGGAAGCAGCAUAUUUUUUCACAAAUAUGCUGUCUGCAGAGUCUUUCAUCUCUAACAUUACCCCAAAAUCUAUCUCAAUGGAAGAAGCCGAGUAUGAAAAGAAUAUGGAACUGGCUCGAGCACUGGUCUCAACAGGUCCUUCAGCUGAAGAGGUUGUCGCACAAGGUGCAGGUAAUAUUGUCAAACCUGAAUCCAGGCAUCAGUUUUUAAAGGAGAGGAAUUCUUCAGUCCGACCCAGAACUGCAGAGACUAGGUCUAGAACUAUGGAUGCAGAAAGUUCAAAAGAUGUGGUAUCAUCAUUAGAUAAGGUUUCGUCAAUGUUGGAUAUACAGAACAGAGGAGCCGCUCUCAUUUUGAAGGAGGACAGGGCAAAUCACGUUUUUCGAGAGUACCCUUACUUGUAUUCCCAUGUUGGUGAUCUAACAAUCAAUGACGUGGAAGAGUUGUUGAACUCCUACAAACAGCUGGUUUUCAAGUAUGUUUGUGUUUGUAAAGGUCUGGGUAGUGGUGGUGGAGGUGGUGGUGCAUCUCUUCUUUCCAUCUCCGGUGAUCAAGGAAGUGUGCAGAACGAUGUGGAACCCAUGAAGUAUUUUCAAGAGCCUGAAACAGUUGUAGAACAGAGUAAUGAGCACGGGAAACAAAAUGAUAGUUUGAUAGCAGAAUCAAAGCGUCUGGAAGUGGAAAUUGAUCCAACGGCGAGAAAAAAUUAGGGACACAAGCAUGAGAGCCAAGAGGAAAGAGCGGCUCAGGAGUAGAAAUUGGCGAAAAUAUCGGUGACAGCUCAUUGAGAAAUCACUUUCUGCACACAAGGUCGAUAAGAACCUGCGAGAAAGGUUAACUACCGUUCGGGGGGUGUCCCUGCUAUUUGUCUCAUGUGGCGAGUAUAGUUUCAGUAUCAGAUUGAGAUAACAUUUUCUUGUUAGUACAAGCUUUAUGCUCUUGCUGCUCUGAAUUGCUAUU